Molecule: messenger RNA, 372 nt
Organism: Ostertagia ostertagi
Lineage: Eukaryota; Metazoa; Nematoda; Chromadorea; Rhabditida; Trichostrongylidae
Source: the annotation of a GenBank genome assembly
AUGCGAUUCUUAGCUAUGAAACUAGUGGAGUUUCGUUGUUCCGUUUCAGCCACUUGCUCUGCUGAUAGCAAAAGCUGUGAAUGUCUGCCAGGCUUCACGGGCGAAAUCUGUGAUGAUAUGUGCCCAGAUGGAAGAUGGGGAGCGGGUUGCAACCAGAUAUGCGGUUGCGAAGGAAAAAGCUGCGACCCAGUGACGGGAUCUUGCCGCUGCUCUUCUCCAGAAGAGUGCCCACAGGGUCCAUGUCCACCAGGGUUUUACGGUCCUAUGUGCGAACUGAAGUGCCGCAUGGCAUGUCCGGAUGGCCGUUGCGAUCCUGUUUAUGGGUACUGUACUUGUGAUGAAGGGCUCUAUGGAGAAAACUGUGACAAGUGA